This is a messenger RNA of Pipra filicauda (Wire-tailed manakin), 2167 nucleotides long. RefSeq names its product peroxiredoxin like 2C (gene PRXL2C). Bases 931 to 1617 code for a protein of 228 amino acids. The transcript has 5 exons. Lineage: Eukaryota; Metazoa; Chordata; Aves; Passeriformes; Pipridae. The record is from RefSeq and is a predicted model, not a curated record.
AUUGUACCCUUAAUAUGUAUGUGGGGUUGCUGCAACCAAGCUGAUUUGUUAUGUCCAGCUACAGGCUUGCAUGAGGCUUCCAGGAAUAAAAAAGUGGGUCAGAAGAAGCACUUUCGCUGUUUGCUACAACAGCAAUAAUGAAUCUGCCUAGGAGACACAGGAAAGGAUUUAUGGCACUACACGCUCUGUUGCAGCAGCAUUAUUUCUCCCUGCCCUAUUAGCUUGGUGCUCUUUUUACUGCUGUGUUAGAACAGCUAGACAACAUUUGACAGGCAUUCCUUCUGGUAUUAGUAGUGCCCUGGACAGCUGUCUUCUCCUGACUACUAACUACUGCCCUUUCCAUUAUGCCAGCAGGGCUGACUGAUGGUUGUGCGUGGAACAAGAUCAGAAAAUUGAUCUGGAUUAAAACCAGUAUCUUUCCCUAUGGUUAUUUGUAAGCUGCAUCAGUCGUGUGACCUGUUCUCUGGGCAGCUGCACAAACAGGAAUGACACAAUGACAGAAAGGAGGAGUGGGCAGGGGUUGCUGUGGACAGGUAUUUGCUGGGUAGUGGGAGACACCGGAGAAGACAAUGAUCUCCUGCUAAAUGUGGAAGGUCAAUCUGUCUCUUCCAGGCUGAUGAUUGAAAUUCUGUCAUAUUUUACUCCCAACGGCAGCACAGUCAGUGACAGAGACUCAGGUAAUUGCUGACAGCAAGUUCAUCUAAAUCCAUCUGAGAUGGACUAGGAACUUGAGGAUAAAAAGGGGAAAUGUCUUUGGCAGCUUCUCUUCUCAGGACAGAUAUUUCUGAACUGUUCGACCAGUGUUACUCGAAGUGACAUUUUCUUAAUUUGACUCCUCAAAUAAAUGUAGAUAGAGAAUCGAAAUCUGUCCAUGCUUUUCUUAGUGUGAGUGUUUUGUUUUUAGGAGGGCUUCUUUUCAUAACAACCAAAAUGAUUCUAUAUGGGAAAGGCAAGUAUUACACGCUAAUGAAGCUACCUUAUAUUUUAUUAACUGCUUUCACUGGCAUCUUAAUGAACUCAAGUUUUGGCCUCUAUUUUAGGCUCAGGCCUAAUGUUGCACCUGCAAGAGACAGCAGUAUGUGUGAAUGCAAGUUAUAUCUAUUAAUAUGUGUCUCUAUAUGUAAAUCACAGAUAUUUGGGCACCAAUAUUUCCGUGCUGCUUCUUUAGAGGAAGCAAAUGUGAGGCUUAUAGUUAUUGGGCAGUCAUCUUAUCACCACAUCAAGCCCUUUUGCAGUUUAACUGGGUAUACACAUGAAAUGUAUGUAGAUCCGCAAAGGGAAAUUUAUAAAACGCUUGGCAUGAAAAGAGGUGAAGGUAAUAACAUAUCAGAUAACAAUAUUUGGUGGUUUUGUUUAGUGCGGAGCCCUCAUGUGAAAUCAAACGCACUUCUGGGAAGCAUCAGGAGUAUAUGGAGAGCAAUGACUGGCCCAGCUUUUGAUUUCCAAGGAGACCCUGCUCAGCAGGGAGGAGCUUUGAUCAUAGGCCCAGGCAAUGAAGUUCAUUUUUUGCACCUCGAUAAAAACAGGCUGGAUCAUGUUCCCAUUAAUACAAUUUUGCAGCUGGCAGGAGUUAAAACAGUGAAUUUCUCAAACAAACCCCAGAUCAUUGACAUAUGACACUGACAUAAUAUAUACUUUUUUGUAAACUUAUGCUCUACAGGAACAAUUCUCCAGUGAAUUCCAACAAGCAUUGGUAAUCUUGUGUCUUUAUAGGACAUCUGAAACCUUAUCUAGAAAAUCAGAGCACAGAAUAAACUACCUGGCACUGAAGACGGACACAAAAGUGCUAUUCCCAUUGAGUACAAGAUAAUACAAACUAAAAGACAACUGAGGCUGAUUGCAAAAAAUCCUGGAGAUUAUUGUUGUCUCAUGAAACAAGCUUGCUAAUAUAUUUUAAAAAUCAUUGUUCCAGAUGCGGUAAACUAAAAAAUCUGAUUUUGGUCAGGAAGAACAUGCCUUCAGCAGAUCAACACUGUCUUUCAAUCCAAUACUUCUCAGCACUGUUUUAAAGCUUCAAGCACCGUAUGACAAUCUUGUAUUAAAAUAUACCCUGAAAAGUCACAGUGUUGAACACUGGGACUUAAGCUUAUACCUACUUUUGCAUCUGACACUGGCAGACAUUAUGAAAUACAUUUCAUAAUUUUAAAUAAAUAUUUUAAAUACAUCA